This is a messenger RNA of Lethenteron reissneri (Far Eastern brook lamprey), 5159 nucleotides long. Its product is annotated as signal-induced proliferation-associated 1-like protein 2. Gene Ontology annotation, molecular function: GTPase activator activity. NCBI's taxonomy places the organism in Eukaryota, Metazoa, Chordata, Hyperoartia, Petromyzontiformes, Petromyzontidae. Gene Ontology annotation, biological process: regulation of small GTPase mediated signal transduction. The record is from RefSeq and is a predicted model, not a curated record. Gene Ontology annotation, cellular component: cytoplasm.
GCAAUUCAUAACGAGGCACUAUCGUUGCCUUCCGAGUUCCUGGCUUGCCGUCGCUGCUGUCACGAGUCCCGGUCCGCGGCGACGUUGACGCGGUGCGCGCGGCCGAACGACGAGUUUCGUUCUUCGCGAACACCCCCAGCGUCGUCGAGGGGGCGAUCUCGACCCUCACCAUUGACGCGACGCCUCGGCGGACUUGGGAGGCGCGCAAAGCGAGGUGACGACGCAGGGAGAAUCGACACCCGGAGUGAGAGAUCGUCACGGCGGGCGGCAGGUCGUGCCAACCCGCAGCAGCAGCAGCAGGAGCUACUGGCAGCACCAGCAGCAGCAGCAGCAGGAGCUACUGGCAGCAGGGUAGCCGCCGACGCCGAGGACUGGCAUCACAAGCCUCUCAAUCUCCCGCGAUACCAUCCAGCAGCGAGAGACGUGGCCACAGGCCUCGAUUGCAAACGGAAUAUUCGUUUCGGACAAAGUCACCCACGGCUUUUGUUCGUCAAUUACGGCUUUCGAAACCGCGACAGAAAAUCGAGGGCAAGCCUGAAAAUGUAUCCUGCAAUAUUAUAGUCUACGUGUCUGAAAAGCCUUGUUUGGGACACUAUCUCUGUCCGUUAUAGCGCUUGCUGUUUUAUCGUCGAUUAUGACUGUACAUCGCCUCUUAAGACUCCCAAGAUGAAUGAACACGCUCCGCUCAAGAGCUCCUCUCCCGCCAAGAAGGGGCUGCACCUCGGGCGAUCGCUCAAAGGAAGCCUUGCCCAGGCUGCGUGCCCUCGCGACGCACCCGACGGCGCUCAGCACUCGGCGGUCGCCUUCCCCGAACCGCAGAGUCCCAAAGCGCGCUCCAGCGUGUCCGCGUGGCCUCCGGGCAAGGAGCCGCGGGCGAACGAUAAAUCGACAAAGACUCGUCUGAGCAAGUACAACUCGGACCCGAGCCACAAUGCGGCCUUUCGGACAAAGCACAUGCAGAUCUCGCUCAAGAAAAAGGCCCACGACUGCGGCUCCAAGUCGACGGAGAGCUCGCACAGGUCGGGCGCCGUCGAGUGCCAGGGGUCGGCCUCCGACGACGGGGUCGGAGUCUCGCCCGGAGCCUCCGGGCGAUGCUUUGCCCACUACGACGUGCAGAGCAUCCUGUUCAGGGCGGACGAGGACGCGGACACGUCGUUCGGUCUGGCGGCGAGUCAGAACGUGACGACGGGAGCCUCGGCGGCAUCUCAGCCGAGCAGCCCGCUCCUCAACAACAGGGAGCCCAACGCCACGUUCCCCCCCGCCGAGGAGGAGGACGACGGUGACGGCAAGAGCAACGACCUCCUCCUGAGCUGCACGAAUUUCCUCAACGAGAUCGGCCCCGAGGAGGAGAGGUGCGUUCACCUGUGCGGCGGCGGCGGCGGCGGCGACGCGUCGUCGACGGCGCAUCGCCCCGGGUCGUGGCGCACGAACGCGAGCGUGGCGGUGCUGGAGCCCGAGACGCGGUCCGGUCAGGAGCCCGAGCCGGAGCCAGAGUCGCCGUUCUGCAUCGAGCACGAGGACGUGGGCGCCCGCUAUUACAGGAAGUUCUUCUACCAAAAAGAGCACCAGAACUACGUGGGGCUCACCGAUCGCCUGGGCCCCGUGGUCGUGAGUCUGCUGCGUGAGGCUCACGCCAGCGGGGAGGAUGCGAGCAGCGGGCAGGCGACGGCGCAGUUCCUCUACCGCGUCAUCGUCAGGAGGAGCCAGCUGCACACGCUGCGCGGCUCGGUGAUGGAGGAGGCGGUGGCCAGCGCGGCGCGGCACGGCACGGCACGCGGACUGCCCGGCCGCGAUGUCCUCGAGGCGGCGCUGCCCGAGCUGCAGGCCCAGCAAGGCCUGCGGGGCCUCAAGCUCGCGGCCAACACGCACAAGCUGGCCGACAGCCUGCUGCGCAUCGACGAGCAGGAGCUGUGCUCGCAGCUCAAGGUGGGCAUCAUGUACUGCCGGGCCGGGCAGAGCAGCGAGGACGAGAUGUACAACAACGAGGAGGCCGGCCCCGCACUCACCGAGUUCCUGCACCUGCUGGGGGACUACGUCCGUCUCAAGGGCUUCGCCAAGUUCCGAGCCCAGCUCGACAACAAGAUGGACUCGACGGGAACGCACUCGCUCUACACCGCCUUCCAGGGCUACGAGAUCAUGUUCCACGUGUCCACCAUGCUGCCGUACAUGCCCAACGACCGUCAGCAGGUGCUCAGGAAGCGGCACAUCGGCAACGACAUCGUCACCGUCAUCUUCCAGGAGCCCGGCUCCCUGCCCUUCACGGCGCGCUGCGUCCGCUCCCAGUUCCAGCACGUGUUCAUCGUGGUGCGCGUCGUGGCGGAGCCCGGCGAGCCGGCCGUCUCGUACAGGGUCGCCGUCUCCCGCUCGAAGGGCGUCCCCGCGUUCGGGCCGCAGCUGCCCCGCGGCGGCUCGUUCCGCGACCCGUCCGCCUUCCGCGCCUUCCUCCUCACCAAGAUCGUCAACGCGGAGAAGGCGGCGCACAAGUGCGACAAGUUCCACGCCAUGGCGACGCGCGCCCGGCACGAGAGCCUGCGCGAGCUGGCCGAGAAGUCGGUGACGACGACGGCGCUGGACGCCAACACGCGCUUCGCCUUCCCGCUCAACCCGUGGCGCAAAGAGAAGCUGGUGCCCAGGCCCCGUGCCGAGCUGCUCAGCAGAGGGGCCCUGGUGUGGGACGUCCUCGCGCGAGACUUCUGCUCCUCGUCCGCCGCCGCCGACGACGACGACGACACCGACGCCGCCGACGACAAUGCCGACGACAAUGCCGACAACGACGUGCCGUGCUUCCUGGCGCUGUCCGCCUCGAGCCUGGUGCUGGUGGAGAAGGCGUCCGGGCUGGUGGUGUUCCACCGUGCCAUCGACCAAGUGCUGGGUUGGACCCCUGGCCGGCGCUCGCUCAGGAUCGAGUUCGAGGAAGGGGGGUUUCUGUGCUUGACCGGCUCGCAGAAGUACUGCGAUGAGAUGCCGGGAAUCGUUCAAAGGCUGGAGGUUUGGUGCACUCCCCUGAGGUCCCACGGCAACCAGUCCGUACAGCAAGGGUGAAUGAACAAUGCGGAUUCGUGCGGCUACUCAGUUACUCGGUUCACCUGCUCAUAACCAAUUCACCCCCCCCCCCCCCCCAUAUGAAAUCACAUUUUUACAUCGCAUUUUAAAAUACAUGUUGCAUAUUCCACAACAAUUUUUGUCGCAAUAAUAAUCACAAUUACAAAGCUGUGCACAGUGAUAACCGUACAGGGAUUAAACCUUCGAAACGGUGCUUUGCGUUUGCUUUGGUAAUGUGUAGAGGAGCUCUGACAGUGAAACUCAACAGGCACAGGAGCCGAGUGUAGCUGAUGAACGUCGCUCCUUUCUAGAGUUCCAAAUUCAAUGUCACGAUCGGUACAUUUCUCCACCGCCUCCGAUGGCUUAUGCAUUCUGAAUGAGUGGUUAAAGUAAACUUUUGUAAUUGUAUUUAUCAGCAAGAUAUUGUGCAGCCUAACCCGACAAUACUGUAUUUUUUUGUAUCACAAUAUAAUUUUGGGAGAAUAUGUAUCGCCGUCUAUUUAACCCAUAUACGCCUCGCAAUUUAUAACGUCCCUAUGUCAGGGGAACUCUUCUGGUGAAUAAAGCAAUUUUAUCAAAGCGUGCACAGCAAAAUUCCAUUACUCCGCAAACUCCCGUACAAGAAGCGUGCACGUGAAAUUGCAACAUCGGUAACUUUGUAACACGUCGGCUUUCGCGACCAACGAUUCACGAUUGAUUGUUGGGUCAGAUAGUCCGCACCCAAUUGUUAAAGUGGCUCUGCAAUAGGCCGGCGUGCGUAAGAAUCAUAAAACGGCACGUUUGUUCACGCGGCGACUUUAUUUAUUUGACCGUGUCAGGUGGAGGAGGGCGUACGACACACAUCGGCGUGUCACUCGCGCGGCGGUCUGCCCCGACAAUGUGUGUGUGUGUUGAACUUCUUUCGCAUCGCUCGCAGCCAACGGCGCACAUCGGAGGUGCGGGGGAAGGGCAGCAAACUAAACGCGCACAAAAAAAGAUGCGAGUGCCUUGGUCAGAGGUCGCAAACGGGUUUUGAUUCCUUACCCGUACCCGUACCCGGCCGCACCAGGGUCGCAAAUGGGUACCCGUACCCGUUCCCUACCCGUACCCGUACCCUACCCGAAAUGAGUGACAAACGGUUACUCACCAGUGACUCACGGCCUACCCGUACCCGUACCCGGCCGCACCAGGGUCGCAAACGGCUACCCGUACCCGUACCCGGCGGGGUACGGGUAGCCGGGUAUCGGGUAGGGUACGGGUAUCGGGUACCCGGUUGCGACCUCUGGCCUUGGUGUCGUUGGCUGCAGCACGGCGCAGCAGAGAUGCCCGGGUGAAAUCCCACGUGGCAUCGCAGACGCAGAGGGUAUGAGACGUGGCACACCCCCCCCACACCCCGCUGGUAAAAUGCAGCGAUUGAUUAGUAAACAGAACUUCCAUGCGUUCCCCACAGGAGUGGCGAAGUGAACACUAAUGACACGUCUGUCAUCUGGGCACGGGAGACUAAUUUUUUUCAUCUGUCCCACGUGCAGCUGUGGGUGGCAUGAACUCAACUUCGUUUAUUAAAUCUUGAUUUCAAGCUUUCGUGACUGCAGGAAUCCAUACUCUUUGGUUUUUUCGGUAAAGUCACGUGGGUAGAAAAAUAAAAUAAAUCACGACGUUUCGGGCGCAACACAAGCGUCCGUCAUUUAUUUUAUUUCAUACCUACGUGACUUUACCGAAAGAACCAAAGAGUAUCGGUUAUUAAAGCUGCAUCUGUUGGUACGAUGCCUCCAUGAAUGUGUAUGCGUGUAUGACGCACAUAGGGACGUGAUUUCUGACUGACUUGUUACGCGAAGCAGUGGUAGUUUCUGCGACUCACCUUCUGACCCAAACAGAAGACACCACACACGUGCUGGCAAGAGAGAUAUUUCUCAUACAAUUCGAGUUACGACGUUCCUCUGCAUGGUGUUUACUACAAUCAGCUUCGUCGAGGUGAUUAGCCAGAAGCGUGAAGAAUGUGGUGCCACCACUGUGAGCCUAUCACGUGCAGAGACUAAUUGGGGGUCAAUAUAGUCACGUUAUUGACUAUGGAUCAUUGUUCAGCUGAGAAUAUGUGGAUUCCCUCUAUGCGUUGAAAUGAACAUGUCACCAUGCAUGCG